UGUGCGGUUCAGCAAAACAGUAAAAGGUGAAUGAAUGGACGAAUGGGUAGUAUAAAAUGACAAAAAAUUUGUUAACAAUCCGAAUAUUUACAGAGGAUGGGCUCUAUCGUUUAGAUGUCGACCAAACACUCUCUUGUAUUGAUUUUAAAAGAAAAGUAGAAGAAAGAUGUAACCUGUCUAGCAAACAAGUUCUUUGUAUUUUCUUAGAUUCCAAAUAUGAAAAAGAACUGCCGUGCACUUCCAAUGUUUCCAUUGAGAAAUAUGUUACCAACGGACAGACGUUGUAUACUCGUCUCAUAGGAAACGACAACAGUGAAUUACCAGAUGACAAUAAUUUGAAAGAAAGCGAAUCUUCAGAACUUUCAAAAGUACAAGUCACUCAAAACCCAGAGGAUUCUGUUAAAGAAUCAACUUCAAAGCCACAUUUUGUUUCUUUUGACCACUACUUAAGCUGUUCUGGGUACAAUACAUUGGAUCUUCCUUUAUCGCGAGUUUUUAAGCCGCAACCUCUUGUAAGAGGAACGGCAACAACAAUUCCUACAUCCGCUACAUUAAAGCAUCAGUCUUAUCGAUGUGUUGAUCAUAUAGAAUUUCGCAAUGUUCAAGAAAUGAAUCAAUUUGUUAACUACUGGGGAAGAGAGCAUAAUAUGGAAGAACAACGUGCAGGGUUUUUAUACGGCUUCUUUAUUGAUGAUCCUCAUUACCCAAUGGGUAUUCGCGUUGUCGUAGAAGCGAUUUACGAACCACCACAGGUCGAUAAAAAUGGUGAAAUAUUUCUACUAGAAGAUCCUCAAAAGCAUGUCGUUGAUCGUAUAGCCAACGCUCUUCAAAUUGAAUGCGUUGGAUUCAUUUUUACUCAUUUACCCAGGGAGGAUCUUUUUUCACCAGAGGAUCUUAUACGAGCUGCAAGGUUCCAAUUAGAUUAUUUAAAGGACGCUCCUAAACAUUAUACGGGUUAUCCGGUUGCCCCUUUUGUUUCCGUUACAAUUUCUCCGGAUAUGGAAAACAAUUCCUUUCAAACUAACGCGUUUAUUAUUUCCGAUUUAGGAUUAGCUUUAGUACGAGACAAUUUAAUUACAACCAUGGAAAACAGUACAAGGCUGCUUAUUAAACCAGCACCACCGAAUAUGCUUUUACCGCAAAUUUUGGAGGGUGGCAAAAUUGUCACAACCAUAGACCCACAUUGGUUUGUCGUUCGUGUAAAUGACUCUGCACCAAAACAACUUAAAAGUAUGUUCUCGUCUUGGUCUUUUUCUGUCGAAAACCGUAAUGACCCCUACAACCCUCCAGACGUUAUUGCACAUCUUAGUAAACCUACAACGACUCCAAAUGAAAUAUAUGCUGAUUUUCAUUUUAUUCUUUAUAUUUCAACCUUAUUUGAUGAGGAAACAGCAAAGCUGAUUUGCAAAGCAGUUGUCACUCAAAAACCUUUGGAUCCGUCUGUCGAGGAGACUUUUCGAGUGCUUAAAGCUUCCGUUUACUAAAUGAGUGCUUAAUUUUUUUUUAAAGUUUUGUAUUUAUUUUUAUAGAAAAAAACAUGUUUAUUUUUAAUGUGUUGACAUCACUUUGUUACUCUCAAAAUUUACUACCGUCCAUCCGUUAUUGCAGUUUACCCCUUUAAAAUUUUGCAUAUUUAUUUCUUAUUACCUAUAAAUGUUCUUUCUUGUUAGAAUAUUUUUCUCUACUCUUGUCAUAAAAUUUGAGGGUCUGUUUUGUCGUUAUCAACGAAAAAAAAAUAAUAACACCAAGUUUUAAUUAAAAAACGAAAA
Hylaeus volcanicus is the source of this 1769-nucleotide messenger RNA. RefSeq names its product nuclear protein localization protein 4 homolog. The transcript is spliced from 11 exons. Lineage: Eukaryota; Metazoa; Arthropoda; Insecta; Hymenoptera; Colletidae. Bases 57 to 1484 code for a protein of 475 amino acids. Gene Ontology annotation, cellular component: nucleus. Gene Ontology annotation, biological process: ubiquitin-dependent protein catabolic process. The record is from RefSeq and is a predicted model, not a curated record. Gene Ontology annotation, molecular function: ubiquitin protein ligase binding; ubiquitin binding.